CCGACGCACACGCCUGGCCCGAAGUUAUCUUCCGGUCUGUGCUGUUUGUUGUUCCAUCUGGCUUAGCUAUGGCAUCAGCUACGAUCCCUAUCAAGUGCGAUUCACAGUGAAGAAGGCAAGAAUGGAGGGCGCACAAGUGGCCAAAUUGGAUGGGAACUCCUUGCUAAAGGCCGUCUACCAAAGCAGGUUGCGUCUCACACGUCUGCUUCUAGAAGGUGGAGCUUACGUCAACGAGAGCAAUGAACGUGGGGAAACGCCCCUGAUGGUCGCCUGUCAGAACAGACCCGCAGACCCCCAAAGUGUUUCGAAGGCUAAGAUGGUAGGAUAUCUGCUUGAGAGUGGGGCUGACCCAAACAUCCAGGACAAGAGCGGGAAGACGGCUCUUAUGCACGCUUGUUUGGAACAAGCCGGAGCUGAAGUGGUGUCGCUGCUCUUGGGUAACGGGGCUGACCCUUGUCUUGAGGAACAUACGGGUUCGUCGGCUCUGAUUUACGCCAUCAAUGCCAGUGAUGAAGAGACUCUUAAAAUGUUGAUUGACGCCUGUAAAGCCAGAGGAAAAGAAGUUAUCAUCAUUACCCCUGACAAACUAGCAUGCGCAAGGCAAAUCACAAAACAGUAUCUUUCGAUUCCUCCGACUGCACCAGGGGAUGAAUGGGACAAGAUGCAUCCCACCCUAGCUCCAUGUGCUUCUCCUUCUGAUAUUUACCUAAGUACGUCACCACAGGGGACCCUUUCCUCCAACACAUCAGAGCAUAUGUUUUCCUUCCAGGACCUCCAAAGCAUGGCAAGCUCCCAGCCGACUUCUCCCUCCCACCAACCGUCCCUGGUGAACAGAAGAGUGGACAAGCUCCAUCAUCUUCAAAGACUACACUCCGAGCCCUGGCUGAAGAUUCCACCAUCUUUCCUCGCCCAACAGCAUGCCAAAGGUACGACUCCAACUGAGGAACUCCCUGACAUCACUCCAGAGGAUGAGAUGACUUUCAGAAUGAACAGAAUGGCUUUCGGCAACUGUCCACUUUCACGUCAUUGCAGUGUUGAUCUAAAAGAAUCCAACUCUUUGAGUCAAACUAACAACGGCGAGGGGCUCAGACCUGCAGGAGGACUGUGCCGAAACAUGUCCUUUGAUAGCUUAUCAUCGCUGCACUCUCUGUCCAAUCCCAAUCUUCACUACAAAAGUAAUGCAGGAAAAAAUCAGGACAAAGCUCUGCCGCAUUUGGCAGUCUCCAGUCUCCGUAACAUCAUCCAGAGAAAGAAACUAGGAGUGGACCACUACAGCUCAGAUUCCCAGCUUGCCCUGACCCUUGCCACCUGCCCAGAAGAUCGUAAAGGACACCAGGAAAAGAGAAAGCUUGUUAAGUCACAGUCUCCUAUGUUGGUAGGCUCAAGAGAAUCUCUUGAAAGUGUCACAAUGCCUUGUCUGCACAAGAGGAACCCAAUCGGCUUUGAGCGGCGAAGCUCUGGGCCACUACUAUUGGAUCCCAUCUCGCAUCCUCGCGUCGGCUUCCUUCCACCGUUGAACCAGCAUGCUCCAAUCCCAAACAUUACUGGGACCAGCAAUUCGAGCAGCAUUGGCGCCAGCAACAAAGUGCCUGCGGACAAACUCAUUUUUCCAUCUGCUCCGACAGGUUUUCCCAAGGAUCCCAAGACCAAGAGGCUACUGAUGCGGAGACACUCCAUGCAAACUGAGCAGCUCAAAAGGCUUGGUGAAUUCAAUGAAAUUUUUGGUCACUAAAUGCUAUGGCAAACAAUUCAACCACCUUGCUCUUCAACCAAGACACGAAACAUUUGAAUGAAGUCUAUAUUGAAAAUAAACGGUUCUUCUGGUGGUUGACCUAUUAAGAAACUUUAAAGGUACUAUGAAAAGUAAUACAUGAUUUAGGGUAAAAAAAAUACAAAUGCUUUUGUGUUGUGCUUGAUGCUCAUAAUCUACGUAAAAAACAUUACUACUCAAAAUGUCAUCUUCAUGGGUACACCAACCUAAAGGAAAAUGAUAUUUAUUGAACAGUUUUGGUAAUUAUUAAAUGCUACAUUUGUUACAGUGAUGAUCACAACCAUUUGGUUGUUUGGAUGUCAUUGGACCUCAAUGGCGAGUCUAAUAACGGCAGUAAAAGAGAGAUUGAUGUCAACUUUACAGUGACUUCCAUAGACUCUGUCUAAGAAAUCCCACUUGCACUACUUUUUUUGUAAUUUGAUGCAAAGGUAAUAUAAUACAAAGUAUAGAGUUAUAAAUGUACAUAUAUUUUUUAAAAUGAAAAUGUAAAAAACUUUGGAGGAU
This is a messenger RNA of Triplophysa dalaica, 2275 nucleotides long. It is a transcript of the gene ankrd34ba, whose product is annotated as ankyrin repeat domain 34Ba. Lineage: Eukaryota; Metazoa; Chordata; Actinopteri; Cypriniformes; Nemacheilidae. The record is from RefSeq and is a predicted model, not a curated record. Gene Ontology annotation, molecular function: protein binding.